CACACUGGUGUACAUUCACGAACGUGUCAAAAGUUAACAGCAACAACAACGAUUAUAAGUUUAUGAAGAAUUAAGCGUUUAGUCGAUCCUGAUGGAUUCUUAUUGCAACCGUUAUAACACGACAGCUUACUUCUUAGAUCAGACGGCGUUGUCAGAUGAUGACUUCGAACGUGCUGAAGUGUUUCCAGAAAAGCGUGCCUUGUGCACCCGACGUUUAGCCAAGGGUCCGUGGGCGUGACGUCUGAGGCCGAGACUAGGUUUGGAACAAUUUGAGUGGUAAUUUCAUUUUUUGGGUGUACUAUCCCUUUAAGGGAUCCAAGCACGCGCGCAUGUUGUGCCGCUCCACCGCGCAGGGUGGCAGCACGUGACAUGAAACUCAUUGUUUACAGACACUGUUUUAUGCACGGAUUGUGAGCAGACGUGUAAUAAAACUUUACACUCCCUUACAUAAAUUGCCUCUUGGGAGUGUCCAUGUCAUGCUAAACCACGCGCAGGAUUGUUUUGUUUCCGGUCGCGAUACUGUCCCACACUUCCGCGUCUGUUAACGUAAAGGACCAGAAUAUGGAAGAUACAAAGAAUUCUCUGAUAAUCGCUCUGCAACAUCAUGACAUAUUUGAUCUGGAGUCACCAAACGCAGAUACAGAAGUGCUACCCAAAGGCAUUGCAUUCAGCUUUAUUAAGGCUGUACAUGCAGUGAAUCAGAGACUCGUGAGUCACAACAGCAGCGAGUCGUUGGGUUUUGAAGUGAUUCUCAUUGCAAAUGAGUGUUCAGAAGAAAGCAAAGUCAAGAUAGUUGAGAAUGUCAAGCAUUAUGGUAUGGAAAUCUGCAAGUUUUACUUCUGCAAAAAGGAUGAAGUCAUCAAAACUCUUCAGUCAAACAAUGUUAAGCUGUUUCUCUCUACAGAUAGCGAUGAAAUCUAUAAAGCCCUACAUGCAGACGUUCCAGCUGCUGUGCUUUAUGAUCAGACUGGUGUUUUGGAUCAGCUAAAAGUUACUUUCUCAGGAGAUAUUAUUGGCCUCCCUGAAGAUUCCCUUGAUAGUCUUGCAGAUUUAGGAUUUAGUGAAGCCCAGAUAAAGACCUUCAAAUCAGCUAAGAUCUGCAUGAAAGAGUUUGCCGGUCUCAUCGGUGAGAUGAGGAGGAGGUUUGGACAUGAGAACAGUCCUCUCUGCACGUGUCUCAUAACAGUGUGGGGCUCUAGAAACAUCUGUCUCUCUGCUCUGAAAACUCUUGGAGGAUGGGGUCUGGAUGUGGAUGAGGCGUUUUGUAUGGCUGGAGCUCCCUGCAGCCCUAUACUGGCCCUAGUGAAACCACACAUACUGUGGGACGGUGGGCUUCACAAUCUAAGAGAUGUGCCCAAUUUUGAACUAUAAGUGCCAUUUGCACACUAAACUCUUUUAAUUUGGUGCCAAUUUUCUUACUGUUACACAUUUGUUUGCAAUUCAUACGGCUUGUAAAGAAGACCAGUCAUACAGGGUUAUUUUGGUUUAAUGGUAGUUCACAGCACUGUGGUAAAAUAUACAGCUGUGCAUAUAACUUCUAUGUUUUUUUUGUGGGGUGGGGGGUUGUACUAGAGUCUUGACAAAUAAUAAUGGUACAGAGUUAACGUUAGUAAUUAUACCAUUAGCAAUGUAAAAAACAAUUAAAACAUGUUUAAAUACCUCUAAAAGCUACUGAAAUAAAAUGCAACUGUAAGUACAAAACGGUGACAUCUGAGCAAUAGCACACAAUAUGAUAACAGAUUUUAUAUAUACACUGGUAUUAAAAUGCAUCAUUAUUAAACAUAA
This is a messenger RNA of Triplophysa rosa, 1785 nucleotides long. RefSeq names its product cytosolic 5'-nucleotidase 1B. The transcript has 6 exons. Gene Ontology annotation, cellular component: cytosol; cytoplasm. The record is from RefSeq and is a predicted model, not a curated record. Bases 562 to 1371 code for a protein of 269 amino acids. Gene Ontology annotation, molecular function: magnesium ion binding; 5'-nucleotidase activity; nucleotide binding. Gene Ontology annotation, biological process: nucleotide metabolic process; adenosine metabolic process. Lineage: Eukaryota; Metazoa; Chordata; Actinopteri; Cypriniformes; Nemacheilidae.